AGUAGCAUGUAAACUUUGUGUAUGGCCUGUGAUAGUGACAUUUACUCCAUGGAUUUUGGAGGUGUGUGUGUGUGUGUGUGUGUGUGUGUGUGUAUGGGAACGCUGUCUACUGUGCGUUUAGAAAGCAUUUAUUAAGGUGGUCCCCCUGUCAGGCGCCAAUUAUUUAUCGGGAAAUAUAACAGUUAAAAGGAGAGAGGACACAGAGCAGUCCUUGCCGGCUGCGGAGAGCUGUCACUUUAUCUGUGUGUGUGUGCAUGUGUGUGUGUGGAGAGGGAUUACCAGUACGCGCGUGAUGCUGAGCGCAGUUUUGGUGAUGCAUUCAGUCGGGGGACGUGCGUCGGGGAGCAGUGAGCGUCAAUCCGGACAUUCAGCGGCAGAUUCCCCACAGUAGCAGGGGAAGGGGAUCCAGCCGGUUCGGGGCCACCGUCUCUGCAAAUCACAGGAUUUCGACUCAUUUUGUGUUUUAUUUCUUUUUUUGAUGAAUGCUCUGUUGGUGCAGAGUCAAUGAUCAAGAUGCGCACCGCUGAACAAAGGAUUUAGGGGAAAACGAUCAAAAAUCUCGGUGACAGUUUAAUCCUGACACCAGUUUGUUUUUCGUCUAUGCCCAUUUCUGCCUCUGAGAACAACAGACACGGGCUAAAUAGUGGGGUUGAUCUGCUUUUAAAGCUGAAGCAGGAGGAAUCAUCUGGGCUGACCGCGAACGAGUCCAUGUGGAUGGAGAGAGAAUACGCAAACACAGCGAGCGGAGCUCAUUCCGAAAUGUGACAUUUUUACCCUCCCAGUCUCCCAUCAAACCUGACAACCGUGCAUCUGCCUACGUUCCCGAUCGGAUUUGUUUACAUCGAUUAAGAGAUGGCGUUCCUCCCGGUCCUCCUCCUGCUUCUUCUGACUGUCGCCCAGCGUGCCAUCGGUCAGGACUCGGAGGACUCUGAGGCUCUCCCAACAGGCUGCGGCUGGGGCCUUGUUCGUCCAUACACCCUCCUCUGUGACCUGGACUCCAUAUGGGGUGUGGCGGUGGAGGCAGUGGCUGCUGGGGGGGUGCUGACGGCCUUCUUGCUAGCCCUGAUCCUGCUGUGCCGCUUACACACCAUCGGUGAAGCUGAGAAGCGCAGUGGCGUCGGGCCCAUCCUCCUGCUGCUGCUCGGCAUCCUGGGCUUGUUCGGCCUGAGCUUUGCUUACCUGAUCGAGCAGGACGAGUCUUUAUGUUUGCUCCAAAGGGCCCUGUGGGGUGUCCUGUUCGCCCUCUGCUUCUCCUGCUUGCUGGUGCAGGGCGUCCGCUUGCGCAGGAUUGGCCUUGAGCGCCGGAGCCCUGGCGGCUGCGCCCUAACAGGCCUCGCUCUGGGUUUGACCGCCGUGCAGGGCAUCAUCGCCGCCGAGUGGCUACUUCUCACGGUGCUAAGGGAGGGACGACCUGCCUGUGAGUACCUGCCGAUGGACUUCUCGUUAGCCUGCAGCUACGUGUUAGCCCUUCUUCUGGCCGCGCUCACUGCCGCCUGCCUGGCCCUGUGCGGGAAGACAAGUCAGUGGCGCUGCAAUGCCAUCUGGCUGGUGGUGACCUGCCUGCUGUCGCUGCUGCUGUGGGUGGCCUGGGUGGGCUUCUAUCUGCACGGCAUUGAAUGGCUGGGUAGGUCCCCAGAGUGGAAUGACCCGGCCCUGGCCAUUGCUCUGGUUGCUCAGGGCUGGCUGCUGCUCAUCUUCCACGCCAUUCCUGAAGCCCACAUCUGCCUGAGAUCCCCUCCACAGCCCACUGCACCAGAUUACUUUGACACCUCCCAGAACUCAACACGAAUGAGAGAGACCAGCUUCGACGAAGACAUCCCGCUCUCUCACAGGCAGUUUGUGGAGAACCAAGGCUACGGAUACAGCGAUGAGAACGCUGCAGGCUUGAGGACUGGGGGUCCCGCAGUUCCACACAACAGCAACACGGGACCCAGGCCCAGCGCUCCUUUCCGCAGCAAUGUCUACCAACCCACCGAGAUGACCAUGAUCCUGAACGGGGGAGCGGUGAGUACAUCCUCCCAGUCUCAGGUGCCCUCUGCCCCUCCUACCUACACGGGGAGGCAGCUGUGGUGAGGGAGAGGAUCCGAAAGAAGAUGUUUGGUAGAAAAUGAAGAGGAGGGUGGAGAGGGUGAGGAGGGAGGGGUCCUGGAUGAGGGGCCCCGACUGGUUGAAUUGGAUUCCUACAGGGCCCUUUCCCUCUGUGUACAGACUUAAACACUGACUGCGUGCCAUUUUACUGUUGUAUGAGUGUGUGUGAGACUGAGAAAUAGCAGGGUAUGGAGGACAGAGCUAAAGCUCUUCCAGCACACAAAUCUCCAUAGAAGGGUUCAGAAACUUGAAAUGUGGCAGCAAGUAGCAAAACGCACACGCUGACUUAGAUUUGAAAAUAUCAACAUGCAGUAUUCUUUUUCUUUGAUUUGCUCUACUGAGACUAUACAGCACUGUAAGCAUCCUUGAAAAACUGUGAAAUCUAGCGCCUUUUCCUGCUCUCUCUCUCUCUCUCUCUUCCUGUCAGUCAGGAUGUCUUUUCUGCUGCUCCUCAAAAUGCUGGCGCUCACGUGGAAACAUUUGGCCCUGUCCUCCAUUCAUCCACAGUGUAGGUUAAGACAGAGCACAUGGGCAACUGUACAGCUCGAGCACCACCUGCUUUCAAAUAAUUUAGCCUCUGUGGGUGUGUAUGUGGAGUGUAUGAGAGGAACAAGAGUGUGUGUAUUCCCUACAUCUCAACUCCACCGCUCCGAUAAACCUCCCCUCUCCAGGCUGUUAUCCUUCAGUGAACACUUCUUCUUCCUCCUUCUCUAUCUCCGUUUCCGGUCUCACUGCACUGUCUGUGAAUACAACACGUAACUCUUCUAACCCUUGCCUCAUCCUCCCACCUGCAUGGACACUUUGCCAAAUGUGAAACAAACUGUAAAGCCCGAACACAAGCUCACGGCUAAAGCAGCCCGAAGCACCUGAACAGAGGGGGCGCAAGCUGCUUCUGAACUGUGUUACAUGGAGUAGCGUGGAUUCUGAUUGGGCGAGGAGGGCGUCAGUCAUUGGUGGAGAGGCACUGCUUCCUGAAUCUAGGUCAGACUGCUGUGUGCUGCUCUCCCACAUCUCCGGUGGCCACUGGCGCUUUUGAACCAGCCAGGAGAAACUGUCACUUUAUAUUAGCAGGAAACGGAGCGAGGAAGUGAAGCGUUGCCCUGUACUUAAUCUCCUCUAUCUGUGUUUAUGUGUGCGUAUGUAUGAUUUUAUGAGUGUCCGGGUUUGGCAGGGGGGAAUUUCAAGAAGUCAAGGUUGCUUUCUGGUGCUAAAUAUCCCUCCACACAACAUCCCAGUGUGGCACAAAACUACAGGAACAACACUGAUGCAGAUGUCAAAAAUGUCAGUGAUGGGGGAUAAAUGGAGCUGUGGCUGGUGUGUGGAGAUAUCCUAGAGCCUGAGAAAGAUCAGAUUUACAGUUCAAGGUAGAAAGAGAAAGAUAUCAAAUAUAAGAAUAGGAAGAAGGGGGAUGGGAGCGAGGAGGAAGGAGAUAGCAAGGACGGUCCGAGGGGAGUUUAUGCGACAUCUGCAAGAUCUGUGUGAGAAAAUGGCUCCCUGGUCUGACUGUGUGUGUUUGUGCGGGCGACCAUGCUGCUCUGCUCUAUGUGGUUGUCUUCUUUAUCUGGUGAAGCGUCUCCGUCUCCUCCUCCUCCUCCUCCUCCUGUCUCCCUGUGGUCGGCUAUAGUUCGAGUGUAGCCCCGUGCCAAGAAGGACUCUGGUUUCACCGGAGUCUUCGUUUCACGCCCUUUCCUUCAUCACGACACCGGCUCUCUCUCUUCACCAGAGACGCUGUGUACAUAGUAGUGCUGCAAAGCUUUGCUUGCUUGUUUACUUUUUCUUUUCAUUACAUUAUAACUGUAGCCUAAGUUUAGACACCAGUGUCAUGUGACCCCUUGAGAACUGACUACUGCAAACCUUUUUUUAUCUGAGGUAUUUUUUUUAAAACUGGUUUGCUUAGUUGUUCAUACAUUUGGUUGUUGUUUCACUAUAUGCUUUGAUUUCUCUCUUGCUGGUGUCUUUUUAAAAGCUAGCAUUUUGGAAAUAUUUUGCCAUAAAAUAGAUAUGCUUUAUUUUUUGUUUAAUUAAUGUUCAUGGAAAUGAUGAGUUGUCAUAUAAAGGGAUUUAUGUCAGUUGUACCUCCUGCAAUAUUCUCAGUCAAGUCCUCUCUUCACUGUAACAGUUACAGGGAUAUAAACAUACUUAUUUUUUUUAGAAAAAUGACUAUGGCUGUGAAUAUUUUUGGCACUUCAUGCAGUAAACAAUGACUUAUUCUGCAAUAUGAAUAUGUUGAGGAUAAUCAAUAAAAAAAAGGGUGCUGAAAAAUCUAAUUUGGUGACCCUUGGUGUUACAGUAGAUCAACCCUCGACUAGGAAAAGCCAAAGGGUACACCCCAGACUGCUGCUGUAGGCUAGGUCUUACCCACUGGCUAUUCUAAAAUGGGAUUGGUCCCAGCAGGCCAGCUCCAUGCCCAAAGAGAGCGUGUCCUGCUCCUUCAGGCUCUGUUCGGGCCCACCCUGCGUCUUAGCUCAUGAAGAAGAACUAUCCUCAGGGUUUUGGAUGGUCAGCAGUAACAAGAUAAAACUCUCAACAUUAAGAGCGGAGGGGGGAGGUGUUAGUUCUUGUUGUUUUCACUCAAUGUGGAGUACAAAAAAAACAAAAAAAAACAAUAAUACCAUGUGACUUUGUAGAUUUUGCACUUGUCGACUACCUAUCUGUGCAUGCUUAUCACCAUUUCUACAUGUAAGACCUUUCUCAGACGUACUUUUGAAUACUAACUCUAUUUAUGUAAAGGUCAUGUGACAGCAAUCAUAAUUUCAGUGUAUAUCAGAUGACACAUUUAAUGUCUGUGCUUUCUUAAACACUAAAGAGAGCUGGCUCUUGAGAAGCAAAAAGAUUAAAGUCAGGGGAAAUGGUCCAAAAUAGUAUGAUUCCCCCAAAAGGAACAAAAUGCCAUCUCUACUGGACCUAAUAAUAACUUCCUUGUUAGUUUGAAGUCUAGAGGGGGAAAAAAAGAGAAUCUUCUGACUGGUAUCGUCUCUGUGUUUAAAAUCAAAUAGACUGUGGUGAAAUUUGCACAAAACCUCUAUAUGUUAAGUUUGUCAUCCCUGGGCAGCCCACUGAACACUCAUCCUGGGUUUGACUUGUCCUUGCCUGUCCUCUCCUGAUUUGUCUUGCCUUCAGACUGUUCCAGCGGGGCAGCUGACAGGGGUGAUAUUGGUUUUCACAGCUGUGACUGUGCGGUGACGCAGCAUGCCUAUGUAUAGAACUUGAUUCCUCUAAUUAGAAAAAAAAAACAGUUAACUUGUUUCUGUAAUUGAAUCAGGAAAAAAAUAAGUUCAAUAAAAGUGUCAUGUUUGUAGUUAACUUUUAA
Trematomus bernacchii (emerald rockcod) is the source of this 5398-nucleotide messenger RNA. RefSeq names its product G protein-coupled receptor, class C, group 5, member Ba (gene gprc5ba). Gene Ontology annotation, molecular function: protein kinase binding; protein kinase activator activity; G protein-coupled receptor activity. The transcript has 4 exons. The coding region runs from base 853 to 2073 and encodes 406 amino acids. Gene Ontology annotation, cellular component: extracellular exosome; plasma membrane; signaling receptor complex. Lineage: Eukaryota; Metazoa; Chordata; Actinopteri; Perciformes; Nototheniidae. Gene Ontology annotation, biological process: G protein-coupled receptor signaling pathway. The record is from RefSeq and is a predicted model, not a curated record.